UACCAACCAUCGAUUGUUUUUAUUUUGCAGAUGAAGCUUGAAUGGACACAUCGUCUUUAUACGUAUUGAUAAUUUUUUUUUUUAAUAUUGCUAAUAAUUAGUUAAAUGUUGAUCGAAUAUGACAGCAACAUUGCGUUAUCGUGGUGAUAAAAACAAUCUCAUCGAGUUGGCCAAAAAUUUGGAUGCAUUCAAGAAGGUGCCCGAAAAAUAUACAGAAACAACAGAAAUAGGUGGUACAUUAUCUUUAAUAAGUCGUUUGCUCAUAAUUUACCUCAUAUACAAAGAGGUAUGCUAUUACAAGGAAGCUAAUCUCAUAUACCAAUUUGAACCUGACAUCGACAUGGAUGAUAAAGUGCAAAUGCAUGUCGAUAUUACUGUGGCCAUGCCUUGCUCUUCUCUUUCCGGCGUUGAUCUAAUGGAUGAGACACAACAGGACGUAUUCGCGUAUGGUGCAUUACAACGAGAAGGUACAUGGUGGGUUUUGCCGGAAGAGGAGCGUCUGCAAUUCGAACGCAUGCAGCAUAUGAAUACGUUUUUGCGAGAAGAAUAUCACUCUGUUGCAGAUAUUCUUUUUAAAGAUAUUAUUAACAAUAAUGAAGUGAAUGUAAAACCAUUAGGAAAUGUAAAGAAACUGCCAGAGGAGCAAUAUGAUGCUUGCCGUUUACAUGGAACAUUGGGUAUUAAUAAGGUUGCUGGAGUACUACACUUGGUUGGUGGCGCACAACCAUUCGUUGGGCUCUUUGGCGAUCACUGGACAAUCGAUUUUCGACGCACGCCAGCCAAUUUUACACAUCGCAUCAAUCGCCUGAGUUUUGGACAAUAUUCACGACGUAUCGUACAACCGCUUGAAGGCGACGAAACGCUAGUAGCCGACGAAGAGACUACAGUGCAGUACUUCUUGAAGAUUGUGCCCACCGAAAUACACAACACUUUCACAACGAUCAAUACGUUUCAAUAUGCAGUGACGGAGAAUGUGCGGCAAUUGGAUUCAAGCAAAAAUUCUUACGGCUCUCCCGGCAUCUACUUCAAAUACGACUGGUCGGCAUUAAAGAUUAUUGUGCGCACCGAUCGCGAUAAUCUCGUGCAGUUCAUAAUACGACUAUGUUCCAUCAUAGCUGGCAUCAUCGUUAUAUCAGGCGUUUUAAAUAUCACGUUGGUGACUGUGCAACGCCUUACCGUCACUACUGUUGCGCCGCAACUCUUACACGAAGCAAUAGCUCAACGCUUAGCCCUUGAUGCCGCUAUGCGUGAUAGUGGCGCUCAUGUCGCGGUUGCAGCCGGUGCUGUGAAUGUGAAUCUCCUUGACGCCAGCUCCACAGCACCCACUAAUAAAGUACUUACAAAUAAUCUCAUAAAUACGGCGAAUAGCAUGUCGGACAGCAUAAGCUUGUUGAAUGCCACAACCACAACAGCCGGCAUUCCAACUAUUGUGCCAAUAGGCGUGGAUGAGGAGACCCAGCACAAGUAGCUCUUGCACAGCAGCACACGGUCAACACGGAUUGAGGUAAAAACCUCACCAAUUUUCCAUUAUUUUCAGCGAAUAUUAUAUUUAAAUUGUAGUUGCAUACAUAUGUAUGUAUGUAUGUAUGUAUGUAGGUGCAUAAAUAAAACACGCUUCAUAUAUUAUGCAUAGUUCGGUGUAAGAAUCAGCUACUAUUCUUUAUUUAGCAUUCCAAUGUUGCUCACAGCUAAUAAAUAUACAAUUUUAAACAAACACGUACAUACUUACAUGUGUAUGUAUGUCAUAAGACA
Molecule: messenger RNA, 1752 nt
Organism: Zeugodacus cucurbitae (melon fly)
Lineage: Eukaryota; Metazoa; Arthropoda; Insecta; Diptera; Tephritidae
Product: endoplasmic reticulum-Golgi intermediate compartment protein 2
Exons: 6
Coding region: 119-1468 (449 amino acids)
Biological process (GO): endoplasmic reticulum to Golgi vesicle-mediated transport; retrograde vesicle-mediated transport, Golgi to endoplasmic reticulum
Cellular component (GO): COPII-coated ER to Golgi transport vesicle; endoplasmic reticulum; membrane
Source: RefSeq, a predicted model, not a curated record